Messenger RNA from Hypoxylon fragiforme, 1239 nucleotides. RefSeq lists its product as uncharacterized. NCBI's taxonomy places the organism in Eukaryota, Fungi, Ascomycota, Sordariomycetes, Xylariales, Hypoxylaceae. The coding region runs from base 110 to 1183 and encodes 357 amino acids. The transcript has a single exon. The record is from RefSeq and is a predicted model, not a curated record.
UAUUAUUAAUUUUUAUUUUUUAUCUUGGCCUAUGUACAUACAUACUUUUUUCCUUCACUCAUAAACGUCACCGUCAACAUCAACAAAGACCUACUCACUCGACUCCGCCAUGCCAUUACAGAUCCCCCACCCAAAUACCCCACUUCAUCUCUAUAGACAUAUGCUACGAGAAGCUACAUAUCUUCCUCCUCUCUGUCGUCCAUGGAUAACCUCUCGAAUCCAAGCCCGUUUUCGAGAUUGUCGAGACAAGCCAGACCCCAAAAUAUACAUCAAAGAUGCUCACCACUAUGUACGAUACCUUCGCUCUGCCAACGCCGGCCAUAGCGAUCGCAUGUUACGUCUAUGUUAUCUAGCAACAGGUAGGAUUGGAAAGCGACGCCGUAUCCUAGGAAAAUACGAGUUAGCUAGCUCUCCUCCUACCGAUUCUGAAGAACUGGAAAAGAGGACUGCCGACUUUAUCCGUGAGGUCGACAUGCAGGAACACGACUGGUUAGAGAAUUGGUCCACAGAAAAGAUCAUGGCAAUCGCCGUCUCCCAAUCCGAGCAGCAAGCCAAAGACUGGCCUUACCAAAUGCGCCGGCUUAUCGAUCCCAAAAAAGUCCUCCCCACUGAAAACUGUUUCGGCCGACCGCUUUCCCAGAAGCUAAUACGAAACAAAUUAAAGAAGCAUUGGGCGGGUGUCCUUCGCCAGCUAGCAGUGCCGCUGCCACGUGAAGAAUGGAAUCAUCUUGGCACUUUAGCAAGAGGCGAAGCUGAUGCUCAGCAUUACACGCUGCCUCCAAGGAGGCCAGUUGCGCAAUCAUCCUCAGCCAACUCGGCAGACAACGGAGAUAGCUGGUCCUGGACAGAUUUCGUUACCAAGCCAGUGCGUUCACUAGAGAGGGGAAACUCUCGGAAGAUGAAGAGUCUCACCGGCGAGGAAGAUGAAGACCCACGAGGACACGGACGAGCAAUUGGCGUGCGCGUGCUAGGCGGAAGGAGACUACGUCGCAGUAUAUAUGCUCGCGUCUGGGGAGCAACCCCAACGAUAGAACAAAAUCCUCGAUCUGGGAAAUGGGUCGUGGCGUGGGGCCAGGAAAAGAAAGCGAUUCCUCUUCCCAGAAAGAAAGACAUGCAAUUUUUCCAAGGUCUGGACGCAAAAGGCCGGCCCUUACAGAGCACUAUCCGUGCGGCUACAGUUUGAUUCUAUGAGGAUUCUCAUUCUCGCCCUAGUAGAUUUUAUCUCGGGGCAUGUAUCAC